Messenger RNA from Drosophila persimilis, 1468 nucleotides. RefSeq names its product glycoprotein-N-acetylgalactosamine 3-beta-galactosyltransferase 1. The record is from RefSeq and is a predicted model, not a curated record. The transcript has 3 exons. Gene Ontology annotation, molecular function: N-acetylgalactosaminide beta-1,3-galactosyltransferase activity. The coding region runs from base 80 to 1438 and encodes 452 amino acids. Gene Ontology annotation, cellular component: membrane. NCBI's taxonomy places the organism in Eukaryota, Metazoa, Arthropoda, Insecta, Diptera, Drosophilidae.
GACACAAGUGAUCUUGAAGCAGGCCAAAACCAACACGCAGACUGGUUUCACUUGAAACUGGAACGUGAGGAAUACUAAAAUGUCCAGCACAAGUCUUUUAACGCGAACCCUGCUAACAGAAGCUCCCCGAUCGAAGAAUCGUUCGAUCUUCACUCUUAUCCUGGGCCUUGUGGUGGGGUAUUGUUUGGCCCAGUUAUUUGCAAGUAUUGUGCCACACGAAAGUUUAUACCCAUAUCUGAGUAGAAGACUGCGACUCCACAGCGAUCCCCAGCUCGAUCGAGAGCCGGCCAAGGCCGAGCAGGCUGAUCGUGAUGUAUUCCAGCAUCACUCCAAUGAGCACCGCGACGACAACUCCACGGUGGCCGAGCAGCUGAAGAAGGAGGUUCGCGUCCUCUGCUGGGUUAUGACAAAUCCCACGAACCACAAGAAGAAGGCGCGUCAUGUGAAGCGGACCUGGGGCAAGAGGUGCAACAUUCUGCUCUUCAUGAGCUCCGGCCAAGACGAUGAGCUGCCCACGGUCCGGCUAAAUGUGGGAGAAGGUCGAGUGAAUCUGUGGGCCAAGGUCAAGCAGGCCUUUACAUACGUUUACCAGCACCAUUACAACGAUGCCGACUGGUUCUACAAAGCCGAUGACGACACCUAUGCUGUGAUUGAGAACUUACGCUAUAUGCUGUAUCCCUACGACCCCCAGACCCCCGUCCACUUUGGCUUCAAGUUCAAGCCGUUCGUCAAGCAGGGCUACAUGUCCGGCGGAGCUGGCUACGUUCUUAGCCGAGAGGCCCUCCGUCGGUUCGUGGUUGAGGGCAUACCGAAUCCUAAGAUGUGUCUGCCCGGCACUGUGGUAAAUGAGGAUAUCGAGAUCGGUCGAUGCAUGCAGAACUUAAAUGUUACGGCGGGCGAUUCCAGGGAUGCGAUGGGUCGUGGUCGUAUGUUCCCGUUUGUGCCAGAACAACAUUUGAUACCCGCCAAGUGGGAUAAGAACUAUUGGUACUGGAACUACAUAUAUUACAAGACAGAUGAUGGUCUCGAUUGCUGCUCAGAUCUUGCCAUAUCCUUUCACUAUGUUGCGCCCAAUCUGAUGUAUGUGCUGGACUAUCUGAUCUAUCACUUGAAGCCGUAUGGUCUACAGAGGUCACUGGAAAGCCUGCCCGCCAAGCUGCCAGUGGGUCAACUUCUUCCGGCUCCCGUUGAGCAACCAGCGGCCAGCAAUGAGGAUUCUGUGGAUGAUUACGAUAGGCUAGUUACCACAACCACUGCGGCGCCCAAGGAGCCAGAUGCUAGGGAAAUGGACUCUAGAGAGGUGGAGAAGGAAGAGGCUAGGUAUAGGAAACGGAUCUCGAAGGAAGCUACUUCUCGGGAUACCAGUGAAAACGACGAAAAUUCGGACUUAAGAGAUAAGGAGGCAAACGAUGAAGAGGACGAAAAAUCCAAAGAAUAAAGCAAACGGGAAUACUCGUCUAGUAGAUCA